AUGGGUGCUUUAGACGUUAUUACCAGAAAGUCCGGUGUUAUUGUCGGUGACGAUGUUAGAAACUUGUUCCAAUACGCCAAGGAACACAAGUUCGCUAUCCCAGCUAUUAACGUCACUUCCUCUUCUACCGUUGUUGCUGCUUUAGAAGCUGCUAGAGACAACAAGUGUCCAAUCAUCUUACAAACCUCCAACGGUGGUGCUGCUUACUUCGCUGGUAAGGGUGUCUCUAACGAAGGUCAAAACGCUUCUAUCCAAGGUUCCAUUGCUGCUGCUCAUUACAUCAGAGCUAUUGCUCCAGCUUACGGUAUCCCAGUCGUCUUACACUCUGACCACUGUGCUAAGAAAUUAUUACCAUGGUUCGAUGGUAUGUUAGAAGCUGAUGAAGCUUACUUCAAGGCCCACGGUGAACCAUUAUUCUCCUCUCACAUGUUAGAUUUAUCUGAAGAAACUGACAACGAAAACAUUUCUACCUGUGUCAAGUACUUCACCAGAAUGGCUGCCAUGCAACAAUGGUUAGAAAUGGAAAUCGGUAUCACCGGUGGUGAAGAAGAUGGUGUCAACAACGAACACGUUGACAAGGCUGCUUUAUACACUAAGCCAGAACAAGUUUACGCUGUCUACAAGGCUUUAUCUCCAAUCUCUCCAAACUUCUCUAUUGCUGCUAGUUUCGGUAACGUCCACGGUGUCUACGCUGGUACCAUGGCUUUGGCUCCAGAAAUCUUAGCUGACCACCAAAAGUACACUGCUGAACAAAUUGGUGCUCCAGCUGGUUCUAAGCCAUUAUUCUUAGUCUUCCACGGUGGUUCCGGUUCUACUGAACAACAAUUCCAUACUGGUAUUGACAACGGUAUUGUCAAGGUCAACUUAGACACUGACUGUCAAUACGCUUACUUAAAGGGUAUCAGAGACUACGUCUUAAACAAGAAGGACUACUUAAUGUCCAUGGUUGGUAACCCAACUGGUCCAGAAGCUCCAAACAAGAAGUUCUUCGACCCAAGAGUCUGGGUUAGAGAAGGUGAAAAGACCAUGUCCGAGAGAAUUGCCGAAGCUUUCGGUGUUUUCAGAACCAAGAACACUUUAUAA
This is a messenger RNA of Arxiozyma heterogenica, 1083 nucleotides long. It is a transcript of the gene FBA1, whose product is annotated as fructose-bisphosphate aldolase FBA1. The transcript has a single exon. The record is from RefSeq and is a predicted model, not a curated record. Gene Ontology annotation, cellular component: cytosol. NCBI's taxonomy places the organism in Eukaryota, Fungi, Ascomycota, Saccharomycetes, Saccharomycetales, Saccharomycetaceae. Gene Ontology annotation, molecular function: zinc ion binding; fructose-bisphosphate aldolase activity. Gene Ontology annotation, biological process: gluconeogenesis; glycolytic process. Bases 1 to 1083 code for a protein of 360 amino acids.